AUGCGGCAACGCUUUGUUCAUGCCGUGCUACCUUGCUCGGCCUUCCUCAGCGCCCACCACGACAACGUGCGCAGCGCUUACAGCCAGCUCAUCAAUUACCUGUCCGAGAACCAUGCCCAAGUGCGCUACGUGGCCUUGACCAUUGUCAACUAUCUCUUUCAGCGUUCAGCUCUAUUUCGGCAACUCCUUGUGGCUGACUUUCAGGCCGACUUCCAGGCAGUGGUGGAUGAGAUUCAGCGUGAACGCGCCCGGCAGGCUGCCAACGCCCAGCGCACGGCCGAAGAGCAAGCUCAAGCACAACAAGAGCUCCGCAACAACGUGACAGAGGUGCUCUCCAACUUUGCCACGACCACCACCAUGAUUCGCAACUCAAUUGCAGCGCUUACAGCUGAGCCAGCGUCCAAUCGGACAGCCGAUCCCUUUGCCGACCUGGUGCCAGCUGAGCCUUCUUCGAAAGACACUGCAGCUUCUGGAUCGGACGACGAAGAAACGCCAGAUAACGAGGCCUCUGCAGCCGAUGCCGCACACGAUAGGCAGGAGCUCAUGCAACUGCUCGGGACUAGCAACCCCAAUCGCACGUUGACUAUUUCGCUUGAUGAUCGGCUUCAAGUUCAAGAGACACCAGACAACCGGGUACUGAUCGAUGAGUUGAACAACUUGAUGCACGUCGCCGGCGAACGGUACCUCCCUCAAGUCCGCACUUGGCUCAAUCAUAGCCACGCGCACGACUUUAGUCAGGCGGAGCUCAAGAAGUUGAUGGACGCGCGCGAGGAAUACACGCGCACUGCAACCCUCUACAACCAGAUCCACAUUCUGCCGAUGAAAGAACGUCCAUCAAGUGUCAAUGAGGAUGACGAUGUUGAGUUUGAGGAUGCUGUCUUUGUCGAUCCCGCCGCAGCUCAGGCGAAUCCGUCAGCGCCGACAGAGCGGUCGCCCGGUGCUGCAGCAGCGCCUCCUGCCAAGCGUGCCCGCGUAGCGAUGACCAAAGCUCAUGAGGGUAACAAAGCACCAGCACUGGCUCCUAGCAACGGUCCGGUAUCACCAAGCCCCGCUCCACCUACCGUGGCUGAGGCGCCUGCACCGACCGGACCCUCGCCCAUGUCUCAGCUACGCCAGGCGUGGCAGAAAGCGAAGAAGGCGUCUGGUCAGCGCGAUAAAACACGACCACGCGUGGCUGUGCGUCAACCUGGUGCACUGCUGGCGCCUUCUCGAAGCGGACCCAGGUCAACGACUAGCCCUGCCAGUGCUAAAACGGCCCACAGCAGCUCGGCACCGAGCUCCGGGCCCAGGACUGCCACCUCAAGCUCGGGGGUUGCAGCAUCGACGCCCAGUCGUCGAGUCAUGACGCGGCCCGGGAAGCGCCGCAGUACGAGUGCCGUUGGUACACCGCUGCCAUCUGAAGCGGGUGACUCGGCCAAACGCCCAGUCUUCAAUCCCAAUGGUAUGCUUGUGGCAUUAUGGGAGGGCAUGGUUUGCCAUAGGCUGCGUGAGGGUAUUCAAUUAGAAGCAUGUGGUGCCCCAACGGGUCGUCUCAAAGAUGACGGGAGUCCACGUCUUUGCACGCUUCGAGUCAAGUUUAGCUGCCCCGUGCAUGGCCCGAAGGUAGCCCGCGAUCCAGUCACGGGUGUCCCGCUGGAAGGUGAUAUCUUGGUGCAAGUGUUUUUCAAGAUGACCGGCAGCCCGUUCACAUGCAUUUUCUGUUACUAG
This is a messenger RNA of Monosiga brevicollis MX1, 1707 nucleotides long. RefSeq lists its product as uncharacterized. Gene Ontology annotation, biological process: transcription-coupled nucleotide-excision repair; response to UV. The record is from RefSeq and is a predicted model, not a curated record. Gene Ontology annotation, molecular function: RNA polymerase II complex binding. Gene Ontology annotation, cellular component: chromosome. Lineage: Eukaryota; Choanoflagellata; Craspedida; Salpingoecidae. The transcript has 14 exons. Bases 1 to 1707 code for a protein of 568 amino acids.